Staurois parvus is the source of this 363-nucleotide messenger RNA. NCBI's taxonomy places the organism in Eukaryota, Metazoa, Chordata, Amphibia, Anura, Ranidae. The record is from the annotation of a GenBank genome assembly.
GUCUCCCCACACUGCUGCUGGGGGGACUUUUUAACCUAGGCCUGUGCCUGUGUAUGGCCUUCAAUUGAAGCUGCUUCCGCUCCGCCACUCUGCCAUUGGACUCUUGAUAGUCGUCUCCCCACACUGCUGCUGGGGGGACUUUUUAACAUAGGCCUCUGUAUGGCCUUCAAUUUAAGCUGCUUACGCUUCGCCACUCUGCCAUGGGCCCCUGUACCGCCUCCUCUUGCUGCUGCCAGGUCCAGAGUGUGUCAUGGGUCCCUGUACGGCCUCCCAUUGCUGCUGACUUCAUCGCCAGACUCUGCCAUGUGCCACUUUCAGGUCUCCUUACACUGUUGGUGGGUUCCAUUUUGUGAUAGGGUGCUG